GCUGUGGCUAUUGGUGAUGUUGGUUCUAAUCAUUCAUUGUUGUAUCAACACUUCUAUAACAUCAACAACAACAUCGUCAUCAUAACAAUAUUAUUAAUAUCUCCAAAAGUUUUGUACUUGUGCAAAAAUUAAUAAUUAUGGUUCCAAACUAUUCUGCCAACGAUAGUCAUAGUACUCCACCCAUCAAGUCCACCGCGGUGGCCAUUGAUAAGGAUAAGAACAGCCCUUAUGCUGUCAGAUGGGCUAUUGAUCAUCUUAUGGUUAUUAGCAACCCCUUUAUCACCCUAAUCCAUGUUAGGCCCAAAACCAACCACAUCAAUAAUCAGGGCGCCAAUGAUGCUAAUCACUCAGCCGAAUCUGAAAACGACAAUCUCUUCAUCCCAUACCGCGGUUAUUGUGCUCGUAAAGGGGUUCAAUUGAAAGAGGUUGUCCUUGAGGAAUAUGAUGCUCCUAAAGCAAUUUUGGAUUACAUCCACAAGAACUUCAUCAACAGUAUUGUUGUUGGUGCAUCAACGAGGAGUGCUCUCGCAAGAAAGUUCAAAGGUUAUGAUGUACCAGGCAGCUUAAUGAAAUCUGCACCAAAUUUCUGUUCUGUUUAUGUAAUUUCAAAAGGGAAAAUAUUGUCAGCUAGGACAGCACUAAGGCCUAUGGCAAAUACUGCAACCCCACCAAAACAACCCUCAUCAGGAGGACUUCCACCAACACCUGAACAAAAUGGAGAGGAAACCAGAUCUGUAAGGGGAUGGAGAAGUGCAGGACCAGGUUAUGAGAGAUUUCAUUUGGAAAAGAGCAGUGAUGCGUCGAGGACAUCACGCGAACGAAGCAGGAAUAGUCCAAAGAAUCUCUCAUUGGAGAAUAUCGAGAUUGCCAACCGUGGGGCAAGGUCUUCAUUUGGCCAAGAUUCUGUCAGGGAUGAGAGUGAUCUUCCAGGGGUGCUGAUGUUCGGAUCAGUGGAUAUCUCAGGCCAAAAUUUAGAUUUCAGCAUUGCAGCAAGUUCUCCCAAGGAACAAUCCACCAAAUAUUCUGCGCGAGAGCUAGAAGCUGAGAUGAAAAAAUUGAAGCUUGAACUAAAGCAAACCAUGGACAUGUACAGCUCAGCUUGCAGAGAAGCAAUCUCAGCCAAAAAGAAGGCUAAAGAACUUCAUCAGUGGAAGGUGGAGGAGGCUCGUAAGUUUGAAGAAGCCAAGAAUGCUGAAGAAGCAGCUCUUGCUAUUGCAGAAAUGGAGAAGGCCAAGUGCAAAGCUGCCAUUGAAGCAACAGAGGCGGCACAGAGGCUAGCUGAGAAGGAAUCACAGAGAAGAAAACUGGCAGAGAUAAAGGCCAGGCGAGAGGCAGAAGAGAAAAAUCGAGCAUUGUCUGCAUUGGCACAGAAUGAUAUCCGGUAUAGAAAAUACACCAUAGAUGAGAUUGAAGCAGCAACUGACAAGUUCUCUGAAUCAAUGAAAAUUGGUGAAGGUGGAUAUGGACCUGUAUAUAAAGGCAAACUUGAUCACACCCCAGUUGCCAUCAAAGUUUUGAGACCUGAUGCUGCUCAAGGGAGGAAGCAAUUCCAACAAGAGGUUGAGGUCCUUAGCUGCAUUAGACAUCCUAACAUGGUCCUCCUCCUUGGUGCCUGCCCUGAGUAUGGAUGCUUGAUUUACGAGUACAUGAAUAAUGGCAGCUUAGAAGACAGGCUGUUUAGAAGAGGUCACACCACUCCAAUUUCCUGGAGGAGAAGAUUCAAAAUAGCCGCUGAGAUUGCAACUGCUCUUCUAUUCCUUCACCAAGCAAAGCCAGAACCCCUAGUGCACCGGGACCUAAAACCAGCCAACAUCCUCUUAGACCGCAAUUUUGUGAGCAAAAUUAGUGAUGUUGGCCUAGCACGUCUAGUCCCACCUUCUGUGGCUAAUAGUGUCACACAAUAUCACAUGACUUCAGCUGCAGGGACUUUUUGUUACAUAGAUCCUGAGUAUCAACAAACAGGCAUGUUGACAACCAAAUCAGAUAUAUACUCAUUUGGGAUAAUGCUACUCCAAAUUAUCACAGCCAAGCCCCCUAUGGGUCUUGCACACCAUGUUCAAAAGGCCAUUGAAAGAGGUACAUUUGAAGAGCUGCUUGACCCCACAGUGACAGACUGGCCUGUUGAUGAUGCUCUAGAAUUUGCUAAAUUGGCACUAAAGUGUGCAGAGCUAAGGAAAAAGGACAGGCCAGAUCUUGCAGCUGUUAUAUUGCCAGAGCUCAACCGGUUAAGAGACCUUGGAAGGAACUGUGAAAUAUACAGCAGUAAUAGUAGUCAGCAUCACAGCCAUUUGCCACGUCAUCCCACAACAAGUUCACAUUCAAGGACAACUACAAAUCAGGAGCCAAUGUUAGACCAGUGAUGGGGCAUUGAACAUAGAUUUCAAACAAAAGAAGAUGGCAGCAGGUGAAAUUGAAGACCACUGGAUUCAAAGAACCACUAGCCAUAAAGCUGCUUGCAUUGGAAGAAACAAGUGGUUUGUAUAUGUUAAAGGACUGAUUUUGGACAAGUAAGUACUCAGGUUUGUUGUAAGAAAAAAAUGGGAAAAGAAAUGUACAUAUUCAAGCUUCUUUCAGUGCUUGGAAAAUGUCACUUCUGAAAGCUGUAUUUGGAAAGUUCCAUUAGUUACUGUUAU
Molecule: messenger RNA, 2633 nt
Organism: Quercus robur (English oak)
Lineage: Eukaryota; Viridiplantae; Streptophyta; Magnoliopsida; Fagales; Fagaceae
Product: U-box domain-containing protein 52
Exons: 9
Coding region: 138-2360 (740 amino acids)
Biological process (GO): protein phosphorylation
Molecular function (GO): protein kinase activity; ATP binding
Source: RefSeq, a predicted model, not a curated record